CUUCCGCCCUGUUGAGAAGUGGGUGUCUCUGUGGUCUUGGGGAGCUGUCCCUCCCCAGGAGUCCCUUGAAGGACACAUUGUCAAUGCAGGAAGCAGCCAGAUGAGGACAGCCCUGCUGAAGUGAAGCACCUGGACCAGAUGAUGGCUGUGGCCUCACCUCCGCCAGAGCAGGAAGACCUCCUGAUUGUGAAGCUGGAGGAGGACUCGUGGGGAUCAGACUCCCGACCCGAGAAGGAGAGCCACAGCCCCAUCCCCGGCCCUGAGGUUUCCCGCCGGUGUUUCAGGCAGUUCCGGUACCGGGAUGCAGCUGGACCCCAUGAGGCCUUCAGCCAGCUCUGGGCUCUCUGCUGUCGUUGGCUGAGACCUGAGCUUCGCCUCAAAGAACAGAUCCUGGAACUGUUGGUGCUGGAGCAGUUCCUGUCCAUCUUACCCAGGGAAGUGCAGACCUGGGUGGAGGCACGACACCCUGAGAGCGGAGAGGAGGCAGUGGCCCUGGUGGAGGAUUGGCACCGAGAGGCCUGGGCUGCCGGACAGCAGGGACUGGAGCUAUGUGCUGAAGACUCCAGGUCCUUUGAAGCAGUUCAGGAGUUCCAGAGGUUCCAGCGGCAGCCAGUGACCCAUGGCUCUGAGGGACAGCCCCGGAAACAGUGGGUGGAGAAUACACGUCCUGACCUUUCCAAGAUGCCACCGGAGUCCUUGAAAGAGAGUACUGGCCUCACACCCCAAGCCCCAACUGUUCCAAAGAUGGCGAGCAUUGGAGACUGGGAGGUGACAGGCAAGUCCCAGGAAACCCCGAGCCCCAGUAGACAAGCCAAGAAGGAGCCCUGCCAGGACCCCGCAGGAGGUGAUCGUGGGGACAGUGCGUGCCUGGGAGUUCCAGCUUCAAAGCCAAGUGUUACCUCCCAGCAAGAGCAAGGACCGGAGAUUUGGGGUCUGAGCCCUAUACAUUCUGGGGAUGGGAGUGCUGCGGACGAUAGCCUGGACAGUGAGCAAGACAAGCCAGUGCAGGCAGCGGCCCAGGCAGACUCAAGGGCCUGGGAAGAGCCAUGCCAGUGGGGUGCGGAGGACAUGAAGGUGUCAGGUGUUCACUGGGGCUAUGAGGAAACCAAGACUUUCCUGGCCAUCUUAAGUGAGUCCCCUUUCUCUGAAAAGCUCCGGACUUGUCACCAGAACCGCCAGGUAUACCGGGCUAUCGCAGAGCGGCUCAGGGCACGGGGCUUCUUGCGGACUUUGGAGCAGUGUCGCUACAGGGUCAAAAACCUUCUCCGGAACUACCGGAAAGCCAAGAACAGCCAUCCACCAGGGACCUGCCCCUUCUAUGAGGAGCUGGAGGCCCUUGUGAGGGCUCGGACAGCCAUCAGAAGAACCACAAGUGGGCCAGGAGAGGCAGUGGCACUCCCCAGGCUGGGUGACAGCGACACUGAGAUGGAUGACCAAGACGAAGGGAGCUGGGAGCCCGAGGAGACCACGGAAGACUGCAGUGGUUCUGGCCUGGCCGCUGAGGAGUCUCUUCAGGGGUCCAGGAUUGCAGGGGCCCCAGCUCUGCUCCAGAGCCGUAUUGGCGUGCACUGGGGCUUCGAAGAGACCAAGGUCUUUCUGGCAAUUCUCAGCGAGUCCCCCUUCGCCGAAAAGCUUCGCACUUGUCACCAAAACAGCCAGAUAUACCGGGCCAUCGCGGAGCGGCUGCGCGCUCUGGGUUUCCUGCGGACGCUGGAACAGUGCCGCUACCGAUUCAAGAACCUUCUUCGAAGCUACAGGAAAGCCAAGAGCAGCCGUCCACCAGGAACCUGCCCGUUCUAUGAGGAGAUGGACUCACUGAUGAGGGCUCGGACUGUGAUCAGAGCCAUGGAGAUGGUAGGAGAAGCCACAGGUCUUCCUGGAUCUGAGCAGAGUGGUACUGAGGCUGAUGACCAAGAGGCCUGGGGUGAGAUGGAAGAUGAGGAUGCCGUUAGACUUCUGACUCCAGACCCCCAGCCUCCAGAUGCAGGGUUUGAGUUCAAGCAUGAGGAUGAAGACCAGAUUUCAGAGCGGGAUGUUUUGGGGGAUUUGCCUGGAGCCUUAUCAAGAUAUACCACCAAAGCCGUUUGCCAGCCUCAUGACUGGGGGGAGGACCAUGUGAACGGAAAGGAAGGGGAGUGGAGGAACACCCUCCCAUGGGAAGAGUGCUCCUCUGAGGAGGACUUAGAAAAACUCAUUGACCACCAAGGCCUGUACCUCACAGAGAAACCCUACAAAUGUGACACACGUGUGAAAAGCUUCAGUCGGAAAGUGCAUUUCUUUGCCCCCCAGCAGAUCCAUUCAAGUGAGAAAUCUUACAAGUGUCUUGGCUCUGGAAAGAGUUUUAGUGAUCGUGCCAACCUCAAUACCCACCAGAGAAUCCAUAUUGGAGAGAAGCCGUACAGAUGCCUGGAGUGUGGGAAGAGCUUCAAUGACCCCUCUAACCUCAUCUCCCACCAGAGAACCCACACAGGGGAAAAGCCCUAUAAAUGUGGGCUGUGUUGGAAAAGCUUUAACCAGAGCUCAAACCUACUGAAACAUCAGCGGGUCCACUUGGGAGGAACUCACGACCAGCAGAAUGAGCCCGGGGAGAACUUUGGCCAAAGUCUAUCAUGCAGUGCUUACUGGAGAAAUUCUACACAGGAGAGACCUAAAGAACCUCAGAAUAUCAGCAUGGGUGCGGACUCUCCCGAAGCCUGUCACCCUAACUCCGGGGAGAAGCCGUACGCAUGCCCUGAGUGUGGAAGGUGCUUCUCUAAGAGCUCUGCCCUCAUGAGUCACCAAAGAAUCCACACUGGCGAGAAGCCGUACGAGUGUGCCGUGUGUGGGAAAAGCUUCAGUAAGAGCUCUAGCCUGGCUAACCACCGACGGACUCACACCGGCGAGAAGCAGCACAAGUGUGCGGACUGCGGGAAGUGCUUCAGCGAGCGUUCCAAGCUCGUCACCCACCAGAGGGUCCACACGGGAGAGAAGCCCUUCGAAUGCCCCGAGUGUGGCAAGUUCUUCCGAGACCGCUCCAACCUCAUCACCCACCAGAGGAUUCACACGGGAGAGAAGCCGUACAAGUGCAGAGAGUGUGGGAAAUGCUUCAACCAGAGCUCCAGCCUCAUCAUCCACCAGAGGAUUCACACCGGGGAGAAACCCUACAAGUGCACAGAAUGCGGCAAAGACUUCAACAACAGCUCCCACUUCAGCGCCCACCGCAGAACCCACGCGGGAGGGAAAGCACUGUAGGCAACACCUCCUCCUCCUCCUGACAGAAGCAGCAAUAAUGUGUAUCUAUACCUCCCAUGUUCCCAAAACACGCCAGAAAGAAACCUUCUGAUGUUUAAGCUUGGUGUAAAUCUAGAGGUGCCAUCUUUGUAAAAUUCGGGUAGUUUGGAAGGGAAUUUCAACGACUAAGGAUUUGAGGUUUGAAGGUACUUCCAAGUGUAAUUUGGCUUGCACACCCCCAACACACACAUAGAAUCCUUAGGCUGUCCUUACAAAUGCUGUCACUUGAGAGCUUAGUCUGAGGCAGAUGGGUGAGGUUGGGGUUAGAGUUGAAUCUGUGGCCCAACAACAUAUUGAUUCCUGUUUCUUCCUGUGCCUUUUCUGCCCUUCCCAUAGAAAACAGUUCUUGUUCUUCUUGGUAGUUUGCAGUUGGAGCAAAUCCUCACAGGGAAACCUUGAAACCUUACAGUGAGAGGAGGUGUAGACUGAGAACUAGUACCUGGGGUACCCCACCUUGAGGUCAGCAGCAAGUGAGACCACAGCGAGAUCAUUACUAAUAGCAGAAAUAGCUGUUCAUUGAACAUUUGCUCUUUGGCAGCCCGUGUGCCAAGCGCCUUAUGUAUCAUCCUAUUUAAUCCUCAAAGUAGUCCCAGCGUAGAAAAUGGAGGAGGCACAAUUCAUCAAGACUCGUGUGUCCCUAGAGCCUGAGGGGCUGUGUGCUCUCCCGAGUCCUCUUACAUGAGGGCAUUAAUGAACUCCCCGCCUUUUACAAGUACAGAAGUUGAGAGUUCCUGCAGAUGAGAGGAUUUGGGACGUUCAGAAUUGGUGAGGCACUUGGUGUGAGACUGGGUUGUUAGCAGAGCAAUGGUGGGAGUCACCAUCUUUAUAGAGUAAUAGGGGUGAGCGAGGUAGGUAGAUGGAGAUGGGUGUGACUUGCAUCGAGAUCGUGCUUUGGCUAAGAAGUGGGUUGAAGAUUCCUUUCUCAGGUCAGUCCUGCUUCUCUGUACCUGUGGCUGAGCACAGGUGACCACGUCUUCCCAAACUGGACAUCCCUGUGCUCAGUCAUGCCUGCCUUUUGUCCUCUCUGGCUCAGUUUCUUCAUUUCCAAUCCCAAUGCCUGAGGAGCUGAUCUUCUACUGAGAGGGUUCCAUGUUCUAGGUUCAUGACACCAUUUGAGCUUGAGCCCUCUUGUCCUAAGCUGCCCCGUGUGGUCUCUCAGACCAGCCACUCCCAUGACAGGCCACAGCAGGGAGGUCCAUACACAGUGCUUUUCUUGCUUGUAGCACUUUGGCCUCCAUAGUUUUUCUUAGGGUUUAAAGACACUGAAUAAGGACUUUGGCUUUCUAUGUGUGACCUUAGAAUGCCACUUGUAUCCCAGUUACUUCUGGGCUCUGGCAAGUAUUGAUCAGAGAAUAGCUGUGAAGAACUUUGAAGAAUGGAACGUUCUAUUUGUAUGUGAGAAAGUAGGUGGAAGCUCUUGCCAUCCUCUCUGAAGGGGGCUGCUCCCUAGCCUUCUUGUACCAGAGCCUCCUUUCCAGGAACCAGUCCACUGGAGGCUACUUUCUGUCAACUCUCUUCAGCUUGCCUUUCCUGGCUCAUCAUACCUCUGAGGAUCAGGGGUGGGUCAUGGGGUGAGCCCUGACUAAAGAUCAGAAAAAUGUCAGUUACUGCAAUAAGAAGAUACGUAGAAUACCCUGGGUCUGAAAGGAAGGGUCCUGAAGGAGAGAAGAACAUUCUAGAGAAAGUUACCAAGGUAUGAAAGACCUGGGUUCUAGGUGAAGGUAGAGGCCCACGUUUGUAGCCUGGGCUAAGGGGACUGGGAUGGUGGGAGGGUGGCAUCCAGGAUUACACAGGUGCUGAGACCAGGUCAUUCUGGGCGCAGCAACGCCUUAGGCUCUUUCCUUUCACAAAUUGGAAGCUCUUCCAAUUGGGUGGGCCCUUAAUGGUGCUAAUCUCUAUUGAUUCCAGCCUCACAUUCAGCACAUGCCUUAGCUGUAAUUAAAUUGCCUAGUGCUUUUUUUCUCUCCAAACUGUACAUUUUGUAGUUCUUUCUGUCUCACUUGCGGUUUUUGAUUGCAGACCCACAUAAGAGUUAUUGGUACUAACUAUGCCACCGGCAUAA
Molecule: messenger RNA, 5332 nt
Organism: Mus pahari (shrew mouse)
Lineage: Eukaryota; Metazoa; Chordata; Mammalia; Rodentia; Muridae
Gene: Zscan20
Product: zinc finger and SCAN domain containing 20
Exons: 8
Coding region: 139-3231 (1030 amino acids)
Biological process (GO): regulation of transcription by RNA polymerase II
Molecular function (GO): DNA-binding transcription factor activity, RNA polymerase II-specific; RNA polymerase II cis-regulatory region sequence-specific DNA binding
Source: RefSeq, a predicted model, not a curated record